AUGCCGCCGCCAAAGGACCCCAAUAGUCCUAUCUCUCGGCAUGAAACCUCUCUAAUUUCUGAAGGGAAAGCUCUCCUCCAGCAAUCAGCCAAAGGAAUGCAUCGAAGCGAACGAUUCAACCGUGAUAUCCUACCGCUUGCUCUCCCAUUGGUUGAGGCAAUCGGUUAUCGAAUGGCCUUUGAAGCCGCCAAGGAAGCCAACAUUGAUUCAAAGUUGCUUGAUAUGUACGAGAUCGGAGUCAUUAAGGAAGACCCUGCCUGGUAUGCCGAGCAAGGUGGGCUGGAUAGAGAGAUCCAGCGGGAGAUGGAAUCUCAAGCGGCAGAUGCUCUGCUCCCAGACUUGAAAGAUAUCAUGCGGGAUUCAGGGCUGCAGGCUUACAGCAAUGCUCCUAUGACAUCGAAGGGCUUGUGGGAUGAAUUUGUCGCUGGGUUGGAGACAUUCGAGGGGAAUGCUACACCCAAUUUACUAUCCCGGCUUUAG
Messenger RNA from Penicillium vulpinum, 480 nucleotides. RefSeq lists its product as uncharacterized. The transcript has a single exon. Bases 1 to 480 code for a protein of 159 amino acids. The record is from RefSeq and is a predicted model, not a curated record. Lineage: Eukaryota; Fungi; Ascomycota; Eurotiomycetes; Eurotiales; Aspergillaceae.